GUCAUUCUUGGAGCAGCCCCCGGCACCUCGGCAUUCAGAUUUCCAGAUAUGAAGGGAAUACUGUUGCUCCUCUUAACCAGUCUCCUGGUGCUAGUCCAUUCUCACAUCAUUCUGGAAGAAAAGAAAGAAGGGACCAACAGUGGAAGUGUAAUCAGGUUUUCAGAGCUGCUCCCUCCUAUCUCUAUUGUGGAGUUAACCAAGACGUCGCGAAGAGUAAGCAGAGUGGAUGCAGAGAAAAAUAAAUUGGCAAAGAGGAAAGUACCCCCAAAAAAGAAGCCACGACCCCCUCCUCCACCGAAUUGCGUUCCUGUUCUAUCAAGCUGCAAAGCGCCGGCCGCGCCAUGCUGCGAACACUGUGCCAUAUGCCAUUGCCUCCUCUUCCAGACAGUGUGCUAUUAUAAGAUGGGCUACCCCAACUGCUAGAAGGCCUUGGGGGUAUUAAGGGUAGCCCCACUUUAGCAGUUAAAUCACAGUUUAUUCUGGAACUAAAGACUAGACACGGAAGAAUAAAAUAUAUGUCAUAUACAUGAA
Messenger RNA from Xenopus tropicalis (tropical clawed frog), 531 nucleotides. It is a transcript of the gene asip, whose product is annotated as agouti signaling protein. Bases 49 to 423 code for a protein of 124 amino acids. NCBI's taxonomy places the organism in Eukaryota, Metazoa, Chordata, Amphibia, Anura, Pipidae. The record is from RefSeq and is a predicted model, not a curated record. The transcript has 4 exons.